AUGCCGACCAAAUACGUUCCCCCUCUCUCCGCCCUUAUCCCAAAAGCCUUGUUCGGAGGCCUUGCGUGGAAAACUCAACCUAAAGAUGUUCUUGACGAGAACAUGUACAUUUACGAGAAUAAGUGCCGAUUACUUCUAUAUCACCCUCAUUCUUUUCACAUCGCCAAGGUGCUCUUUAAGGGCUUAAGGUCAAAAAGUCCAACACUAAUCGGCCUAGCACUCUCACAUGUCUAUGAGUUUGCAGCCGAGAAGGUUGAGCUGUGCUCUUUCCUUGAACUGGUGGAAUUUUUCGCGUAUGUUAAAGACUCCUACGACUGGUCAUCCCGCUUUAGCGACAAAGCAUUUUGGGCAUUCACAUACAAAGCUUUCCACGCUCGACAAAUCUUCCUCAACACAGUCAUGAAUCCGGACCGCGAAGACCCAACGGUACUGCCCUUGGCACGAUCCCUUGAUCUAUUUCGAGAUGCCUUCUUGAAAAUGUACCCAAUUGACCCAACUAUGAUACGCGAAGAGGGUGACAAGAUUUGCCAAGAGAAUAUCGAGCUCGUAGAGGACAUGGUUUACCUCAAUAAGGAGAUUUAUAAUAAGUAUUUCCCUUAUCAUCUCACCCACCAUGAUGGACAAGGUGAUGGCACAGACAAGAUCGUUCUUUUCGAAGAGAGCAAGAAGAAGAACUCCAAUGAAACCGCCAACCCGAGCAUGUUGAAACAUGAAGAAGUAGACAUGUCGAAAAUCCCGGACGAAGAGUUAUUCUUUUACGAUACAGAAUGCAAGACCAAGCAUCACGAUGCUUUCCAGCAUGUUUUGGACACGAAGGGUAAAAUUGGUCUCAAGAGUAAAGGGCUACCUAAGAGGACGGAAUCCAUGAAGGGGGCGGGAUCAGUGAGAAAGUACGACACCUUCAAGGACUACCGAGAGACGGGUAAUGCGGACGAUGUCGAUGAUACCGCUGAGCCAGACCCUUCAAAUGAAGGCACAAAUAUCGUGGACAACGACGACGACGACGGCGACGGCGACGGCGAUGGAAUGCCAAAUAUGAAGAAGCUCAAGAUCGAAGACGAUAAGGCCGCGGUGUAUAAGGACGGAGAUGAGGGAGUACCGGAUAUCAAGAAUCUUCAUCUCGUAGAUGAUGAAGAAUCAUCCGACCCCUAA
This is a messenger RNA of Daldinia decipiens, 1152 nucleotides long. RefSeq lists its product as uncharacterized. NCBI's taxonomy places the organism in Eukaryota, Fungi, Ascomycota, Sordariomycetes, Xylariales, Hypoxylaceae. The coding region runs from base 1 to 1152 and encodes 383 amino acids. The transcript has a single exon. The record is from RefSeq and is a predicted model, not a curated record.